This is a messenger RNA of Papaver somniferum (opium poppy), 891 nucleotides long. RefSeq lists its product as uncharacterized. Gene Ontology annotation, molecular function: nucleic acid binding; zinc ion binding. The coding region runs from base 1 to 891 and encodes 296 amino acids. The transcript has a single exon. The record is from RefSeq and is a predicted model, not a curated record. NCBI's taxonomy places the organism in Eukaryota, Viridiplantae, Streptophyta, Magnoliopsida, Ranunculales, Papaveraceae.
AUGGGGAUACAUAAGGAGUUCAUAGCCUUACGUGCGGAAGAGAAUGACAAGGUUCGUUUUGCUACAUAUCUUUUUAGUGGAGCUGCUGACUUUUGGUGGGACUCGAUAAGACGAUUCCGAAAUGUUACUGUUUGGGUAGAGUAUGAAACAUUGUUCAUUGAAAAGUAUUUUCUUAAGACAUCCAAAGAUCAGAUGUGUGCUGAAUUUGCAACCUUAACUCAGGGAGACAUGACGGUUUCUCAACUGGACAAGAAUUUCGGUGAAUUGGAACGUUUUGGGGAUAACUUGAUAAAUACACCAUUACGAAAAGCAAGAAAACUUCAGAAUGCACUGAAACCUGCCAUUCGUGCUAGGUUAGUUCCAUGUCGCCUCACCACUUACAAUGAUGUUCUUGACACUGCAUUAGCUGUAGAAGCAGACUGGAAUAAAAACCAGAAUAAAAGGGAGCCGAGAGAUCAAAAGAGGAGCCAGAAACGUCAACAUAUUGAUGAUAUUGAGAGGAACGAAAAGCGUCAGCAUAUUGAUGAUAUUGGGAAAAUAGUUGAACCAAAGGUAUGCUAUCACUGCAGAGUAGAGUGUCACUUUGUUAGGGAUUGUCCUAAUUUAGGGUUGCCUGCAAAACCAUACGCAAAUUAUGUGUGCCACCGUUGUGGCAGUAGCGAUCACUUUAUCAAGGACUGUCCUAUGCCACGAGUUUAUCAGUAUAUGAAUGCAAACCAGCCUCAAUACCAGACUGGACCAAGGCAGAAUUAUCGUGAGAAAGAACCAUAUCAACCGAGAAACGAUUUACGACUAUUUGCGCAUAGACAACAACAGAUGCAAGGGAAACUAAACCAUUUGGAAACUUCUGAAGUGCGUAAGGAGGAUGCGGUUGUGCAAGGUAAAUUUUGA